AAAAAUCCAAAUUAGUUUAUAAACUCAAACAUCAAAAAUUAGUCCAACAACUUAUUGCCACAAAGACAGAAGAUGCAUAAGAAACGAACUUUGAAACAAAAGAACCAGAAACAGUGUCUACGAUUUCUAUGUAGUAGUAUAACUUGAACAACAUAAUGCAAUAAAAAUGCAUGAAAAUAAGUCAGAAGGAAACCUUCAAUAAUUCAAAUUAAAGAAUCCCAAAUAUUAUAUUACCGGGUAACCUCUCCCUGAAUCGAAACCAUUCAUAUUAAGUGCAGUAGACAGAAUAAAAAAAGAAAUAAAUAAAAAAGAUCUAAAUGUACGCGUUACUCGAAUUUCUAGAAUGUAGACUUAUGACAUUCAGUAAAGAACUAAAAGGGUACCGAACAAUAUACAAAUCACAAGAAAACGCACCAUCUACGGACGCUGCACCAAAGUGAAACUUGAGAAGAAAUAAAAAAUGCCAAAAUGGAAACAGAAUAUCCCUCUGUUACAGAAUUUAUUUAAUAAAUAGUUGUAGUUAAUUAUGUUGCUUUGCUAGGUCGAUCGCGUGGAUGCAUUUGACCUUCGCAGAUUCCCAAUUCCAGAAGAACCAUUCAAGAGUUCUUAUGUGCUUUCCAUUACAAGUUGACUAAUUAGAUGCCAAGUCACCAAAACUUUAUACAGUUGUAUUUUUUUAAUUUCUUGCCAAGUCCCCGUAGAUUACGAAAGUCAUCACCGAUCAAAGAUCAUUUUCUCUCUCCCAAAUUUCCCAUCAUUCAUUUGUUUUACAACAGAACACAAAAUUGAACCAUGAAUCUGGAUCCACUGUCAAUUGAUGUUCUGUUGUUUCUUUGCCUUCUCAUCAAAUUCACAGCUGCAUUUAGUAAUCCAACUCAAUUCACAGGUGAUGUUUCGAUAAAUUGCGGUUCCAUAGGCACUUCGAUAGCAAACAAUGGCAGGGGAUGGAUUGGAGAUAUACAACCAAAAUCUUCUUCCUUGCUACAAAUUAAGGGCUCAUCAACCACUUCAACUGUCGUCCCUAAGUUGAUCUCUGCCGAUCCAGUUCCAUAUAAAACGGCAAGAAUCUCUCAAUCUCAAUUUUCCUAUGCAUUCCAAGUGAGCUCAGGUGAGAAAAUUCUUCGUUUUCACUUUAAUCCGACUUCAUAUAAAGGUUUCGAAGGGUUCAAGGACUUGUUCACUGUUGAAGCCGGUCCUUUUACUUUGCUCAAUAACUUCAGUGCUUCACUAGCAGCUGAAGCUCUCGGUGUUGAUUCUUUUGUCAAGGAAUUCUGUUUAAACAUACAAGAAAAUCAAGAAUUAAAUAUAUUUUUCUCUCCUGAAAUUAGUCAUUUGUUAGAUACAUAUGCUUUCAUAAACGGCAUUGAGAUUUUCACAGUGCCUGCAAGUCAUUCUUACUUUGAAGGCGGAGAUGUUGGGCUCCAAUUGGUGGGCGAGAAGUCUCGGGUUUACAUUGAUUCCAGCACUGCACUAGAGAUAUUUCACCAAGUAGAGUUUAAGCAGAGCAAUGUUCAUUCUGCCGGAGAUUUUCGUGGACUGUUUCCCAAGUGGGAGAACAUAAAUGCAAAGAGGAAAAACAAUAACACAUGGAAAAUGCCUGUGGAUGUGGGGUUCAAGUACUUGAUCAGAGUUCAUUUCUCUGAGUUAGGGCUCAAGAUUGCAAGAAAUGGUGAUAAUAAGUUCAAAGUCCUUAUUAAUGAAAUGAUUGCUCGAACGAAUAUUGACGUCGUUAAAGAAAGCAAUGAAAAUAAAAUACUCUGGUAUAGGGACUACACGGUGAAGGUGAGAGGAAACAAAAAGGAGGGAAAACGUGAUAUCUUGAUUUCCUUGCAGUCAUAUGAUGAUCUUAUAGACGAUCAGGUACUUGUUUCAGGGUUCGAAAUAUUUAAGUUGAGCAACUCUGAUAACAAUCUUGCCAGUCCAAAUCCUUCACCUCUAGCUCGGGAUUCAGCUUCCAACACUAUAACUCUAUUCCUUUUUCUUUAUCACAGAAAUGCAAUCGCAGAUGUUGCAAUAGCUAUGAUGUCUUUGGUGUGCAUAAUUGGUUAUAAUUUACGGGAAAUUCGGGAAGCUAAUAUUACUGACGAGGAAAACAAAACAAAGCCAAAGCCGAAGCCAUCGCCGUCGCCGUCGCCAUCGCCAUCGCCAUCUGCCAGGGCUGAACGUACUUGUCGCCGUUUUUCACUGGAUGAGAUCAAAUUAGCCACAAAAAAUUUCAAUGACGCACUACUAAUUGGAAGGGGCGGAUUUGGUGAAGUCUACAAAGGCCACAUUGAUAAUAAGCAAACUACCGUUGCUAUAAAGAGGUUGAAAUCAAGCUCCAAGCAAGGUGCACAAGAGUUCUUGGCAGAAAUCGAGACACUUUCUGAGCUCCGACAUGUUAACCUAGUAUCUCUAAUUGGUUACUGCAAUGAAGACGGAGAAAUGAUUCUUAUUUAUGAAUACAUGCCAUGUGGAACAUUGGCUGAUCAUAUUUACAAACUUGCAGGGGAAAAUAAUACCUGCUCUUCUCUCACAUGGAAGCAAUGCCUUGAUAUUUGCAUCGGAGCUGGUCGAGGACUAGAUUACCUCCACACAGGCCAUGGAGUCAUACAUAGAGAUAUAAAGGCUUCAAAUAUCCUGCUUGAUGAAAAUUUCAUAGCUAAGGUUUCUGAUUUCGGAUUGGCCAAGCUUGAAAACAAAAGCAAGUUAAAGACCCACAUUACCACGAACGUUAAAGGCACGUUUGGAUACCUCGAUCCAAAUUACUUCAGCACUCAUAAACUAACCAGGAAAAGUGAUACAUAUGCCUUUGGGGUGGUGUUGUUGGAAGUAUUGUGUGGGAGGCCCGCAGUAGAUUUGAAGGUUCCAGAGGAUAAGCGAGUUCUGUCCAAAUGGGCACGAGAUAAGAUUAGCAUGGGAGAAGCUGAUCAAAUUGUAUCAGUUAGUUUGAGAGACGAGAUUUCACCAAAUAGCCUCACGACAUUUGUUGGAGUUGCCCAAAGAUGCUUAUCCGAUGAACUGAAAAACCGGCCAACAAUGUCUCAAGUUGUGUCACAACUUGAGUUCGCGAUCGAGCAACAGGAGACAAAACAACUUUCGAAAAUAGCAGCAAGUGCGUCUAAUGACAACCAUUGUCUUAAUAAUGAUAAAGAUUGCCUAUCAUUUCAGACUGGUCAACCAACAGCUUUCUCUACAGAAGUGCGAAAUAUCACACCUCCUCCAAAGGAACAAACUAAUAGCAAUGUGGUUGUUGCUCAACUUCCACAGAAUGAUAACGAUGGCCUAUCAGUUCAGACGGAGCAACAAACAAUUUUCUCUACAGCCGUGCAAAAUCUCGCACCUCCUCCGAAAGAACAAACUCAUAGCAAUGUGGCUAUUGCUAAAUUUCCACAAAAUGAUAACAAUGACCUAUCAAUUCAGACGAGGCAACCAUCAAUUUUCUCUACAGUUGUGCAUAAUUUCACACCUUCUCCAAAAGAACAAACUAAUAGCAAUGUGGUUAUUGCUCAGCUUCCACGAAAUGACAAUUAUGGCCUAUCAAUUCUGACAGAGCAACCAGCAGUUUUCUCUACAGCUGUGCAGAAUUUCGCACCUUCUCCGCAAGAACAAACUAUUAGCAAUGUGGCUAUUGCUCAGCUUCCACUCAAGGGAAAUGAAUUGCCAUCAAUUUCAGGUACAAAUUCAAUAAAUGGAGAAAAAACAAAACUUGACUAUUCAUAUCUUAAUAUUCAAACUUGUUAUGGUCUAAUUUAAUGUGCUUCUGAUGUUACCUGA
Messenger RNA from Erythranthe guttata (spotted monkey flower), 3756 nucleotides. The record is from RefSeq and is a predicted model, not a curated record. NCBI's taxonomy places the organism in Eukaryota, Viridiplantae, Streptophyta, Magnoliopsida, Lamiales, Phrymaceae.